Messenger RNA from Ilex paraguariensis (yerba mate), 1218 nucleotides. The record is from the annotation of a GenBank genome assembly. NCBI's taxonomy places the organism in Eukaryota, Viridiplantae, Streptophyta, Magnoliopsida, Aquifoliales, Aquifoliaceae.
AUGGCGUCUCUUCUUCACACUGCCACUAUACACCAAGGCCGAGCUGCCAUUAACAGAGCUCACAUGCUCUUUCACUCCAUUUUCAUCAUCCUCUUGUUCUACUACCGCAUCUCCUCUCUCCUCCAUCCCCCAACUGAGGAGAACUUUUCUCUCACUGCAACGACUCUCAUUCUUGUUUCUGAGCUCAUUCUCUCCUUCCUCUGGGUCUUGACUCAGUCGUUCCGGUGGAGACCGGUGACUCGCUCGGCGUUCCCAGAGAGACUUUCCGGUGACCAAGAGUUGCCGGCGAUAGACGCGUUUAUAUGUACCGCUGACCCUAAGAAAGAGCCGACAUUAGAUGUGAUGAACACUGUAAUAUCAGCCAUGUCAUUGGACUACCCGCCGGAGAAGCUUGCUGUUUAUGUUUCCGAUGAUGGUGGUGCUUGGGUUACCUUGAUGUCCGUGAAAGAAGCUGCAAUAUUUACAAGGUGGUGGAUUCCUUUUUGCCGGAAGUAUGGUAUCAAGACGAGGUGUCCAGAGGCUUACUUCUCCGGCUACGUCUGUGUAGAUGACCAGACAAUCCGCAGCGAUGAAUUCAUGGCCGAAGCAAAACACAUCAAGUUAAAAUACGAAGAGUUCAAAACUUUUGUCAAAAGUGCCAGCGGCUGCAUCGCUGUGGAAGAUGUUAACACCACCACGGGUCAAGGCCGUGCCCCCAAUGUUCAGAUAAUUUUAGAUACGAGAGGGAAUGAAGAUAACAAUGAGGAGAAGCUGCCACUCCUUGUCUAUGCUUCUCGUGAAAAAAGACCAUUAUAUCCUCAUCGCUUCAAGGCUGGAGCUCUAAACACCCUUCUUCGCGUGUCUGGGAUCAUUAGCAACGCCCCUUACUUAUUGGUUUUGGAUUGUGACAUGUAUUGCAACGAUCCAACCUCAGCUCGACAAGCAAUGUGUUUCCUUCUCGAUUCUCAGUCUGAUCCUUCCUUAGCAUUUGUUCAAUACCCACAGGUAUUCUACAACGUUAGCAAGAACGACAUCUACGAUGGCCAAUCAAGAUCUGCGUAUAAAACUAAGUGGCAAGGCAUGGAUGGCUUGAGAGGACCCCCUUUGUCCGGCACUGGAUACUACCUAAAGAGGAUUGCAUUAUAUCAAAGCCCUAAGCAAAAAGGUUCAAAAUUUCCAACUCUUAACAUAUAUGUGUUCUUUGGUAAUGAUCAAUACAGCAUUUGGGAUCGGAAUUGA